AUGGUCGUGACCGAACUCAUUCUCGUGUCCUACAAUCAGGACCCCAAGCUGCAGGCGGAACUCAAGCAGAAAGCACCCGAGUUAUUCACCCACUUUCUCGGUGUCAAAGGCCUCCAGUCCUUGACACGCGGAAAAGUCGUGGCUGAUAAUGGAACAUCUGUAGACGCUGGAAGCGGUCGUAGUGCUCUUAUUUUGGAGUGGGAUCAUCAAUCCUCUUUCCACGAUUUCUACCCCAAGUCUCCGGCCUUCCAGGCAUUCGCUGGCACGAUGAAACCAUUUCUUGCUUCUUCUGUCCUGCCUGAGCUUUACGAAUCACCCGAUUCCUCAACCUCGUGCGCUUUGGCAAAUAUUACUCAAAUUAUCAAGGUUGCACAAGGAAGCAACACAGAGAAAGUAUGGGGCCAAAUAAAAGAGACUAUUUCUCAGUCACAGACAGAGACCCCUCAGUUUUUCCAUGGAAGCGGAAUAGAGGAGCAGCAAGGUAAUUUUCUCGGCCUCAUUGGCUGGCCUAGCCUGAAGAGCUAUGAGGAAGCUAGAAAAGAUACGGCUCUGGUCAAAUUAAUUGAUGAUUUGAGUGCCGGAGGCAAGAUCUACGAUAUUGCCCUAGACCUUGCGCCUAUUCCAAUCUCAAAGUAA
Clonostachys byssicola is the source of this 636-nucleotide messenger RNA. NCBI's taxonomy places the organism in Eukaryota, Fungi, Ascomycota, Sordariomycetes, Hypocreales, Bionectriaceae. The record is from the annotation of a GenBank genome assembly.